This is a messenger RNA of Rhopilema esculentum, 2625 nucleotides long. RefSeq lists its product as uncharacterized. Gene Ontology annotation, molecular function: DNA binding; histone binding. The record is from RefSeq and is a predicted model, not a curated record. Lineage: Eukaryota; Metazoa; Cnidaria; Scyphozoa; Rhizostomeae; Rhizostomatidae. Gene Ontology annotation, cellular component: nucleolus. Gene Ontology annotation, biological process: nucleosome assembly; transcription by RNA polymerase I.
CAGAGGCGUGAUGGAAACGAGGCUUAUAAAUGACUGACAAUAUUUUUUAUUCCAUUUUCUCGUUCAUUCCAUUCAGCGUGAGGAAGAUUUGCUCUCAUUUCGCUGUAACUGAAAAACCAAAGGACAGCAGCAAGUUCUGAAAUAUACUAAUUAAGCUUUUGAGAGCAGCAGAGCAGAAUAGUUUUGUUCAAAAAUGGAUUUCAAAGACCUUCUCAGCCUUGCAAAAGACAACCAGUCAUUUGCUCAGAAAAAGUUUAAAAGAGACUUACUGGAAAAGAAUAAGAAUUCUAAAGCGUCCAUGGUAUCUGAUACAGCAGUAAAAUCUUUUAUGGCCAAAAAGAAGAAGAUGGAAGAAGAAAGAAAAGCUGCAAUGGAGGCAGAGAGGAGGAAAAGGGUAGAGGCAAGGUUAGAGUCAAGUCUUGGAAAGAAAAAAUCAUCAAAACAAAACAGUAGCAUUUCUGAAAGAAAAGUUGUUCAUGACUCUAUGAAAUCUGGAAGAAUAUCAAGCUUAUCUGAUAAAAGGAUGACGUCACAAAAAAAGGGUCCUGGUUUGCAGGAACAAAAGUCGAAAGAAAGUUUUCAGAUCCCUAAAAAGGGAGGUAUCCAGAAAAGUAAUAAAUUUGAACAAAGUGGAAGCACUGUUAAGUCUGUGCCUUCUAUUCCUGGCAAGUCUGAGUGCAAUCUAUCUUUGGUGACAUCCGAAAAACCUGUCAUAAAGCAGCAUAGGCGGAGAAAAGGGACUGAGUCCAGUUUUGAAUGGUCAGGGUCAACAACAGCUUCUGAUGACAAUUUAAGGAAGUCAUUCACAAAGGGCAAGGAUAUUGGUCGGAAGAAAGCUGGGGGUUCAUUAAGCUUUACAGAGUUGAUGAAUGUCGCAAAGCAACAGAAGGACAAACAACCAACUUUGAAAAAAGAGAUUGCGGAUCCGAUAAAGAUAUCACCGAAAACAGAUCCAGGUCAAAGCUCAUCAAAAGACAAUCCUAGUAGAAAAGUUAAACCACAUAAAGGGACUGUUGGGAAACCAGAUCCUGUAAUUGCAAAAAUUGAACGGCAAAAAGAUAUACCCAAGCCAAAAGGCAAAGUUUUUACGCAGACGAUCGAUGUUAGAAGUAAUUACCCACAAAAUAAUAAUAUGAUAAAAGGUGGAAGGGAUGGUAGAUCUUCAGUUAAUGGUUUGGCAAAAUUUCCUAGACCAGAGGCUGCUAUAAAAAGAAGAAAAGUAUUUUCAAUAGACGAAGAACUAGAAAUGGAACGACAAGAACUGGAAAGGAAGCGCAAUUUGUUAAGGAAGAAAAUGCAAGGUGGCUUGUCACAAGGUCAUGAUUCUGAUGAUGGCUAUAAUUAUGGUGAUGAUGAUUAUGAUGAUGAAAUGGAUGAUUUUAUCGACGAUGAAGGGGACUCGAUGGAUUAUUCUAGACAUAUACGAAGCAUCUUCGGCUAUGAUCGGAGACGAUAUUUAGACGAAGAAGAUGAUCUUCGAGACAUGGAAUCGAAUUUUCGGCAAAUAUCUGCAGAAGAAGCAAGAAGUGCUCGCAUUGCAAAACUUGAAGAUGAGAUAGAAAGGCGGAAGGAAUUAAUGGAAGAAAAAUCCGCAAAGAGGAAAAAGCAGUAAAAAAGGUAAAAAUGAUUUUAGCAUAAUGGUUCUCUACAACUACAGAAAAUUUUCUACAACGACAAUAGAUGUAUUUUUUGCAGUUAUAGACAAAGUAUUUGAACUCUUGCUAGUUCUCUCAUUAUUGGUUGAUGAAUUUCUAACAAUGUCCGCAACUCACAAAAUUCCAAGAAGUGCACUAUAAAUUCCAGGAAUUCGGUUUUGAAUAAUUAGCUUUGAAUCUUACAAACAAUCUGUUUCGGGUAUUUCAAAAGUGUGGGUCUGUGUCAUUUUUCUGACUCUCGAUUCAGAAAUUAUUUAUUAGACAUUUAAGAUAUGUAUUAGUGAAUGAAUGUUUUGGAACUUAACUCAGUAGGUAUUAUGCUGUUCAAAAAUUGUACUUUAUGAAUAAAUGCUGGCAAGCGAAACAAGUUUUUUGAAGAAUUCGUCAGUUUAUGAAAUAAUGUUAUUAAAUUUAUCUUAGAUUCCAGAUGGCAAUAAAAUUGUAAACUUUUGUACAAAUUAGCUCUUAUUAGAAAGAUUGUAGCUAAAUGUGGUAGUAGCAGUGAAUGUUGGGUGGGGAAGAAAGAUUUAACGUGAAUAUUGGUUGCCUUUUGAAAUACUAGACUAAUCCUUGAAUGCUAUUUUGAUGUUCAGAAUUUAAGAAAAAAUUAGAGAAUGGAAAUAAGAUGUUUGACAACAAUUCUGUCGUUUUUCGAAUAGCCGAAAAUAAAGAAGUUGAAGUUAAUUUUAAUUUCAACUUUCCUCAAUGUUGAUAAUGUAAAACUCCUCUAAUUAGUUUUAAAAGGGUCUUUAAAAGGUUAAAAUUUAGAAUAUCUUUUUGUUAGCAUUAUCAAAGAACGUGCUAUAAUUAUUGAAUGAUAUACAUAGAUUAUAUAGUAAAUCCAAUUAAUUAUAAUAUGGUACAUGAUUAUGAAUUUAUCGUUAUUAAUUUAUUGCCAUAGUAAUUGUGUUUUCGUUUGAAAGAAGAGUUAUUUAGCUUUUCGAAGAAAUAGAAAGGAGAUAAAAAUUGA